Molecule: messenger RNA, 975 nt
Organism: Ostrea edulis (European flat oyster)
Lineage: Eukaryota; Metazoa; Mollusca; Bivalvia; Ostreida; Ostreidae
Product: heat shock protein 27-like
Exons: 1
Coding region: 198-740 (180 amino acids)
Biological process (GO): response to heat; protein refolding
Molecular function (GO): protein folding chaperone
Source: RefSeq, a predicted model, not a curated record
CCGUGUUUUUAGGUUGGCAAGCAGGCUCCUUCGCUACUUUCUCGUAGUAUGAUCUUAUCUAUAGAUCAUACGGGCAGGUACUGACGCCUGUGUGUCAAAGAAGAAAACAGUAGAGGGAUUAGGUACUUGUUUAUACGUGACUGUAAAUUCUCACAUCAAGGCAUAUUUCAGAGAAGUACGGAGCGAAAAUAUUCACCAUGUCUCGCAUAGUGCCUGUGAAUUAUUUUGGAUCUGGAUUUUUUGACAGACAAAAAGCACUGUUUCCAAAGUUUCAGAGCGAGUUUGAAAAAAGUUUUGAAGAAUUUGAGAAAGAGGUGCAUAAAAGUCGGAAGAGUAUGUUCGAGUUGAGCCCCUGGGAACACCAGAAGGAUCCCUUUGAUGCUACUCAAUUUGGAAUAAAUAUGUUAAAAGUUGAUAGUCCUUUCGUGGAGGACCUUUCUGGAAACAAGAAACUGAAUUUGAAAUUUGAUUGCAGUCAAUUUAAACCAGAAGAUAUUACCGUAAAAACGGUGGAUCGGAAUUUGACAGUGCACGCCAAGCACGAGGAAUCGACCCCAGGGAAUAAAGUCCUUAGAGAGUUCACAAAGGCUUAUCUUCUCCCUGAGAGUGUGGACCCUGCAAAGGUGACUUCAUCGCUGUCCGCGGACGGUGUGCUCUGUGUUGAAGCGCCGGCGCCGAAAACUGUGGUAGCGCGAGAUGAGAAGCUCAUUCCAACGGAACAUUUAGCUAUUAAAUUGUGACUUUGUUUGCUAUAUACGCUAUAAAAACAUUUAGCUAUCAAGUGACUUUGUUAAAUUUUUCUAAUUUGUUUGCUAUAUACGCCAUGCUAUAUAAAUGUACAAGCAUUUGAGUUGCAUGAUUUUGAAUUUACUUUUAAUUUGUUCAACAUUAAAAUACAAUAUUUGGUUUUAAAAGGGAGUAAGCUAAUUUUUUUCAAACAUUGUAUUUCAAUUUGAAAUAAAGAUUGUAAAAAUA